Messenger RNA from Ixodes scapularis (black-legged tick), 976 nucleotides. RefSeq names its product optic atrophy 3 protein homolog. Lineage: Eukaryota; Metazoa; Arthropoda; Arachnida; Ixodida; Ixodidae. The transcript has a single exon. The coding region runs from base 1 to 750 and encodes 249 amino acids. Gene Ontology annotation, biological process: regulation of lipid metabolic process. Gene Ontology annotation, cellular component: mitochondrion. The record is from RefSeq and is a predicted model, not a curated record.
AUGCCCACGAAGCGGCCCGAAAUGGUGGUCGGCGCAUUCCCUAUCGCCAAGCUCGCCGCGCUCGCCUUCCGGCAGCUGAGCAAGCCGCUCGCGAACCACAUCAAAGCCGGCGCCAAAAAGAGCCCCUUCUUCCGAACCUACGUGUGCAUGCCGCCGGCCCAGAUCUACCACUGGAUCGAGGUGAAUGUCAAGAUGCGCAUCCUCAACCUGGGCCGACCCACCGACGUGCCCAAGCUCAACGAAGCCAUGGCCAUCGAACUGGGCUCCGAACUCCUCGGCGAAGUCAUCAUCUUCACGUCCGCCGCCGCCACCCUGGUCGCCGAGUACGUACGGCAAGCGCGCAACGAGCGCCUCAAGGAGCAGGCCAAGGAAGACAAGCAUUGCUGCCUCGAACGCGAGGUGGAGGAGCUCCGCUUCCUCGCAGAGAUGCACGAGGCCCAGAUAAGGCACCUGUCCAGGCUCGUAGGUGACAAGAGCGGUGGCCCGCCGGUGGGCUUGCCGACGACGAGGAGUGCGACCACAUCGACCGUCGAGGCCGGGAAAGUCGCCGAGGUCGCCGCGACUCGAGGAGCAACGCGUGGCUUAGCACCCCAUCCGGUGGCCGGCGACCCCAGUGCCACCCAUACUCACAGCUGUGAAUGUGAUGCAGUCGACGGAGACCGCGGCAAGACGACGCCCAAUGGGACUGUAGUCAGGGCGGUCGAUGAAGCCACGUCCACCCUCUUAGGAGCUCGAGCUAGCAAGUCGUAGCCAAGACGUCGCCGAGAGACAAAAAAGACACCGGGUUUUUCCUUUUCGGUUUUGCUUUUUAUUUGAGCCCCUCCUUAGCGAAAAAAAUGUUCUGUACUAUACAAGAAGUGUAUAUAUAUAUAGGAAGCGGCCAGUGCGCGACUUGAGUGGCAACUGCAGCCCUUGUUUAUUUUUCUUCCCUUAGGUGCAAUAAAACAAUGAUGCUUCUUUUUGGCACACACUGCAA